GGUGGGAGGUACAGUCGGUGGAAGGUGGGGCUGUCAGGUCCCGGGGUGUCUGGAGUCCCCCAAAGCGGCACCAUGGGGACUGGUUCCUUGCAAGGCUGUCGGAGCCCAAACCCUCUCCGCGCCCACCCAGGUGCGCCUUAGCCAGGCUGGUGUCCCCUCAGCCCUAGGCCGGGAUCGAGUCCCAUACUCCUCCCGAGUUACCCCCUCCCCCUCCCCCGGAGCCCACUGGCCUCGUUUCAGGCCUGGGGAUGGCCCCUGGCCCUCCCUGACAGGGAGCUCCUGGGCCAAACCUCUUAUUUCAGGGCUGGACCCGAGGCUAGGCUGAGAAGCCCGAGGAUCUCAGGGACAUUGCUAUGGGUCCAGUUCUGACCCCAGACACUGCUCACGGUGACCCAAGCCUAGCCUCUCCCCGUCCUGGGCCUUUCCCCCCUCUGAUCUGGCGCUCUUCCCCUCGCCUCGCUGCUUCCAGCGGGGAAACAGCUCUCCUCCUCCCUGCCAAGUGUAGAUUGUAAGUGCAGUCUUGGGGAAAAGCUUGAAGCCAGGGAGGGAAGUGAGGAGAAUCAAAUCCCCAGAUCUUUGGGGAGACGAAAACAGCCCCCUUCCGCCUGUCGAGCAGGUACGCGGGGCGCUACGGAGCUCAACAAUGAGAGUGGGGUCGAGAUCACAGUCCUGAAGGAACCAGUAUUCUCUCAGCCACCCUGGGGAUGUGGCUGUGAGGCAGGACCCACGGCUCUUGGAGGAAGUGGGGUCUCGGGGCCAUGGCCCAGGUCAGCAUUAACAGUGACUACAGCGAGUGGGGCUCCAGCACGGAUGCCGGAGAGAGGGCCCGUUUGUUGCAGAGUCCUUGUGUGGACACAGUCCCCAAGAGCGAGAGCGAAGUGUCUCCUGGAGGACCCGAGAGACGUACCACUUCUGCACUUGGUGCCAUCGUCAUCGUUGUCAAUGCCUGUCUCGGUGCAGGGCUGCUCAACUUCCCAGCGGCCUUCAGCACCGCUGGGGGCGUGGCGGCUGGCAUCAUGCUGCAGAUGGGCAUGCUGGUUUUCAUCAUCAGUGGCCUUGUCAUCCUGGCCUACUGCUCCCAGGCCAGCAACGAGAGGACCUACCAGGAGGUGGUGUGGGCCGUGUGUGGCAAGCUGACUGGCGUCCUGUGCGAGGUGGCCAUCGCUGUCUAUACCUUCGGCACCUGCAUUGCCUUCCUCAUCAUCAUCGGGGACCAACAGGACAAGAUUAUAGCUGUGAUGGCAAAGCAGCCUGAGGGAGCCAGCGGAGGCCUGUGGUACACAGACCGCAAGUUCACCAUCAGCCUCACUGCCUUCUUUUUCAUCCUGCCCCUCUCCAUCCCCAGAGAGAUCGGCUUCCAGAAAUAUGCCAGUUUCCUGAGCGUCGUGGGCACCUGGUAUGUCACUGCCAUCAUUAUCAUCAAAUACAUCUGGCCAGAUAGAGAGAUGAUCCCAGGGGACAUCCUGACCAGACCAGCUUCCUGGAUGGCAGUGUUCAAUGCUAUGCCCACCAUCUGCUUCGGAUUUCAGUGCCACGUGAGCAGCGUACCCGUCUUCAACAGCAUGCGGCAGCCUGAGGUGAAGACCUGGGGCGGGGUGGUGACCGUGGCCAUGAUCAUAGCCCUGGCUGUCUACAUGGGCACAGGUAUCUGUGGCUUCCUAACAUUUGGAGCUGCUGUGGACCCAGACGUGCUCCUGUCCUACCCCUCAGAGGACGUGGCCGUGGCUGUUGCGCGUGCCUUCAUCAUCCUGAGCGUGCUCACCUCCUACCCCAUCCUGCACUUUUGUGGGCGGGCAGUGGUGGAAGGCCUGUGGCUGCGCUACCAGGGCACGCCGGUGGAGGAAGAUGUGGGCCGGGAGCGGAGGCGCCGCCUGCUGCAGACCCUGGUGUGGUUCCUCCUUACGCUGCUGCUGGCGCUCUUCAUCCCCGACAUCGGCAAGGUCAUCUCAGUCAUUGGAGGCCUGGCCGCCUGUUUCAUCUUCGUCUUCCCAGGGCUGUGCCUCAUUCAAGCCAAGCUAUCGGAGAUGGAGGAGGUCAAACCAGCCAGCUGGUGGGCGCUGGUGAGUUAUGGAGUUCUCUUGGUCACCCUGGGAGCCUUCAUCUUUGGUCAGACCACAGCCAACGCCAUCUUUGUGGACCUCUUGGCAUGACCAGUGCCUCACAGGAAACACACUGCCACACUGGACUGUGAGCCCCGGGUCCAACAUCUCAUUCCGGCUGGUGUGAUGGUAUCUGGACACACGAGUUCUGGGCAGAACCAGCCACACACCUGUGGACAGCACCGGCCCAGCUGCCUCCUUGCUCACCUAGCAUUGUCAAGGAUAAGGCAAAAGGCCCCAUGUCACAGGGGAGCUUCCUCCUCUCUGUUUUCAACUUCUCCAAACCUAGAACCCACUGGCAGAGUCAGUGAGUUUCGAGUGAGAGAGCCUGUUCCAACUUUCCCCUGGAGAAAGACCUUGUGCUGGCAUCCUCCCGAGGGCAACCUGUGCUGGUUCAGGACUAUGCUCAGUAGCCAAGGGCUCAGUGCCUGCCCAUGUCCAUCAGAAACCAGUGGUGUCUUCUCUGAAGACUGGCAACUUCCAAAGGUGGUACUGACAUCAUACAAAUACACAGAGUAUAGGCGAGUCCUUUCCACUCCCCCAUGAGUCUCCUGUGAGUCUGAUAGCUUCCUAAGUUUAUAGGGUCCCCACUCGGACUCUCUCCAAACCUGUUGGUCCAGGUUGGGCAUCGUUCUCCUGCAUCCCCAGACAUCACCAAGUCUAAUGUUUACAAAUGGUACCAGCCUGGUUCUGGAACUAGGGGCUACCAUGCCAUGGUGCUGUGAGCACUUCUCCGUUAGCUUUCCCCCAUGUUUGUUUCUACAAGAUUCUAGAUGGGCCCACCUUUCAGAGCCUCAAGGGUCGAUGACAGGGAACCUUUUGGACCCUCUUUGUGUGCUGGGCUGACCAGGAUCCAGGACACCAUUGCUUCUCUUCUGCCCCAUCGUCCAUUCCUUCCCCAGCCAAGCUUAACCGAAGGACCCACAGAGAGAAAGGGAAGCUGGGUUAACACUGAGGACCCAGAAGGCUUCCCUUCCCAUCUCUAUCUUGGUAGCCCCCUCCAUUUCUGCCUUUCCCUCUCUCCUCUCUCCCUCUCUCUCUCUCUCUGUUUCUUCCAUUUGUGGAUGUUUUUUGUUUUGUUAUUUGGGGAGAGGAGAUGCCUUCUGACCCUCAUCACUCAUCAGCUCUCCUAGCUUCACAUGUCCAUCAGGCCUGGUUUCAGCAAUUUGCCAAUCCCAUUGAGGUCACCCCUGGAUUGUGGCCUCAGGAAGGGUGAGGAAGAACACUGUUCCCAUUAGAUCCCCUUGUCCCUAGCCUGUCCCUGUUCACUUUAGUAAAUCCCAAGUACACAAUCAGGCUUCCUCCUCUAGAAAUCCCCAGCAUUUUCUUGUUCCCUUCCUUCCUGAGACCCCUGUCCUAGGAGUAAGAGGGAACCACACCCAGCAGCCCCCCACCCAGGGUGUUCUGAUCUAGGAAACGGAGGCUGGGUAGAGGCUGAUGAAUGAGCUCUUCAUCCAUUCCUGGUGUCUGCUCUCCCUGGGGCCCUAUCCACCGGUUUCCCUCACCCUCUUGUACAGUCUCAGACUCUGCCAACGCCAAGACAGCCUGAUGGGCAGGGCUGCAGAGCCUCUGUAUGCUGUCUUUCAGGGAUGAGCAGGCACAGGCAGGGGCACUGCACAGACAGACCAGUGGGGACAAGGGGCCAGAACCUGGCUCAGCCUGACCUCAGGACCCCCUUCCCACCCUCCCCCCGCCCUCCGUAUCAGGUAUUUCAUUGAUUCUUUUCUACUCAAGCACACUCGGAGAAACAGGGACAGCUAAUAAAGAGUGUGUGUGCUGCUGAA
Jaculus jaculus (lesser Egyptian jerboa) is the source of this 3883-nucleotide messenger RNA. RefSeq names its product solute carrier family 38 member 7 (gene Slc38a7). Gene Ontology annotation, molecular function: L-glutamate transmembrane transporter activity; L-aspartate transmembrane transporter activity; L-glutamine transmembrane transporter activity. Lineage: Eukaryota; Metazoa; Chordata; Mammalia; Rodentia; Dipodidae. The transcript is spliced from 11 exons. The record is from RefSeq and is a predicted model, not a curated record. Gene Ontology annotation, biological process: amino acid transmembrane transport. The coding region runs from base 759 to 2150 and encodes 463 amino acids.